AUGGAAAUGGAAAUGGAAAAUCAUAAUGGAAUGCAUAUGAAAAAUAAAAUGUGGAUGUGGUUUCAUACAACUCUUGAUGAUACAAUCCUUUUUUCAAAUAUUAUUAUUAAAGAUAUUAAAGGAAUGAUAUUAUGUUGUGUAAUAUUUUUUAUUUUAUCAAUUGCACAAGAAUUUUUAAAAUAUUAUAGAUGGCGUUAUGAAAUAAAUAGAAAAUCAUUUUCAAAUUUAAGCUAUUUUAAAAGAUUAUUUUCAAUUGAUAGUGGUAUAAGAACAAUAUUAUUUACUAUUCAAGUUACUCUUUCAUAUAUUAUUAUGCUUGUUGUUAUGACAUUUUCUAUAUGGUUAGGUUUAGCAAUAAUUAUAGGAACAGGUAUUGGAUAUUUUAUUUUUGGUAGUAGAAUUCAUGACUAA
Strongyloides ratti is the source of this 411-nucleotide messenger RNA. RefSeq names its product Ctr copper transporter family-containing protein. The record is from RefSeq and is a predicted model, not a curated record. Gene Ontology annotation, cellular component: membrane. The transcript has 3 exons. Gene Ontology annotation, biological process: copper ion transmembrane transport. Gene Ontology annotation, molecular function: copper ion transmembrane transporter activity. Bases 1 to 411 code for a protein of 136 amino acids. NCBI's taxonomy places the organism in Eukaryota, Metazoa, Nematoda, Chromadorea, Rhabditida, Strongyloididae.